Molecule: messenger RNA, 4471 nt
Organism: Pocillopora meandrina
Lineage: Eukaryota; Metazoa; Cnidaria; Anthozoa; Scleractinia; Pocilloporidae
Source: the annotation of a GenBank genome assembly
AUGCCUGCAGAAAUAUCACUAACAGAGCUAAAAGAAUAUGAAGGAAUAACACCACCCUACACUAUAAGGCCAAAGAUUGUACACUUACAAUAUGAUUCAAAACAGAAAGAUCAAUUCGUUAUCUUUGACAUAGAAACGACUUGCACAGGGAAGCUAGCUGAGAUGUGCCAACUGUCAGCUGUAAGUGGAAAUGGGAAACAUGAAUUCUCCACUUACAUUCUCCCAAAAAGCUACAUAAGUUACAGUGCCUACCUUGUCAAUGGUAUGGCCAUCAAGACCAUAAAAGGAGUAAGAACAUUGUGCCAAGGAAACAUUCCUGUCGAAAGUAUAACCAUAGAGGAAGCACUUUGUGACUUCCUGACCUUUAUAACUAAAGUCAAGUCUUCUGAGCGACAUGAAAAUCAAAUAACUGUUUUAAUUGGUCAUAAUUCUGCAACGUUCGAUGUCCCUAUUCUCCUAAGAAAUAGUGAUUAAAACUUCAAGGAUGGCAUUACUGACAUGCGUGUCUACUUUGCGGAUAGUCUACAUCUGAUGAAAAAACUAAUUAAAUACAAACACAAAGCACUUGAGCUCGAUUCUGGUGGAUACUGCAAACCAAACCAAAGCAUCAUUUGUAACCAUUUGUUCAAGGAACAAUUUGACGCCCAUGAUGCUUUAGAAGAUGUCAGAAGGCUGAGAAAAAUUCUUUUUGAAUCGUCAUUAAGCCUCUCCAGGAAAAACAUCGUUGAGAAUUCCAGUGUCAUCAGUGCUCCCCACGCAGUGGCAAACAUGCUCUACCUAGAUCAACGCCACGAACUUCUUCUAACAUUCAGUGACAACUUGUUCAACGUAAUCGACACCGGACCAAUUAAAAGAUCAAUGGCACAAAACAUCGCCGACAGCGGUCUCUCUUACGAUGACCUUCACAAACUGUACACAAGGUUUGGUAAAAGAGGACUAAUCCACCAACAACUUCAUUGGCGAAGACACCACGAGUCACACGGACAAAGAGCAUAUUGGCCGUCAUAGUUAUACACUUCGAAGAAACCAGCAACGAAGAAUAAGGAGAGAUGCCCGAAAAAAUCUCAGGCAUAACGUUUUACCUAUUAGACCUCUAAACAAACAUUCCGAUCGAAGCGCCAACCAACACGUGUUUUCCACGGAAUUUAGUCCAUUUCAAACUUUCGCUUGUUGUUUUUCAAUAAAAAUAUGGCUAAUAUAAUCAGAAGCUGGAAGUAAAUCUUUCAAGAUGAGCCCGGAAGGCUGUCUUUAACAGCUUCUGAAUAGCCUGCAGUGCAGGCGUCUUGUUAGUGCGAGCUAACGCUUAAAUCUCGCAAUCGUCUGUUCAACCGACCAUUUUUUAUUUGCAAUUAGAGUGGACGAUGGGGGUAGGGGGCGGGCAAUGGGAGAAAAGACGGAGAAAUCUUCAAUCCCCUACCCCCCAUCCCUCUCCUUAUUUUUGACCGUCGACCGCCCCCUUGGUAUAAAUUUUUACUCUCCCCAGUCUUUCGCUGCCAUUAAAAUCAAAGAUGGCGGCCAUAGUAUUUGUUAUGAAAUUACUUAGCACUCGCUAGCCAAAAUUACGCCUGCUCUGCAGGCUAGCUUAUGAAUAACUUUCUGAGUAGUAAACAUUUAUGAACGUUUGUGAUUGGAUGCAGUUGGAGCUCGCACGAGCACACGCAAUUGUCAGCGGUAGCCGUAACAGAUCAUGAGCAACUGUCGAUCUUAUAGAAUCCGGAUUUUUAAAUGCACGAGAACGUGCGUGGGAAUUGCUAAACUCACGAAAGCUUUGGCAUGGAAAAAAAGUCCGGUGACCCCUUCUUUUUAAUGUUCCAAUAUAAUAAUGACGUUGGAAGGAAUCGUCAGAAAAAAAACUACGAAAUUCUACGGAAGGACAUUUGUGAUGCGUGAUUAUGUUUUUUUAAGGCAGUUCUGCUUUUGCGCACCAUGCUUAACCGUUGGUGCGGUUCCCCUGUUGCAGCUAUCAAGAAACAGAGAAUCGGCAAACGUCAAGGUACUUUAUUUUGUCGGAAGUGAUCAAAGGUGUGGGACUAAAUUUUCUGCCUGCAGUGCUUACUGGUGACAAAAAAAAUGAAAAAACAAUUCUUCCUGGCCAUUCGUCAGGUGCUUUCUUUAAAAAAAAUAAUGUAAGACUAAGAACUGAGUCGAUUCUCCAGUGUGUGUUCUUGAGAUUUUCGACUUGUUGCUUCCGUGUAGGGGACUCACAACAAUAACUCAGUGGGGCGAUGCAAUUUUAUCACUUUCUGAAUCAUGCCUCUUGUCUCGGCCUUCCCGAUUAUGCUACUAAAACUGGCAUUUUAUGCUCCUAGAAAUUCCGCUUUACGCCAAGAAAAAUGCUCAAAUUAUGCUCGAUUCUCAAAAUAAUACUACUUUGGUUUCAGAAAAUGCUUUGUUUAAUUUCAAGCAAAACGUAGAAUCUCAGGCAUCAUGUGUGUAUCAGCAACUGAAUUAAGUGAAAAGUGUUCAAUUGUUUUUUUCUAAAACUUCUAAUACAGUCAAAACUUGUCCAAUGAUAAACAGUUAAUUAAUGUUCGAAGUUCUUAGCACUUGUUGUACUGUGACAUGACGCUGGCUUGGAGGUAGUCAACAAGAGCACAAUUCUGUUGCUCGUUGAAGAACGCCUUCAGUAUUAAAAAUACUCUUUCUGACGUAGCAGACGAUGGUUGGACAAGGAUAACUUGCUUCACUGCGGAAGCCCAACGAGGAAGUUGCUCCUCGUGCCCACACCACCAUUCGACUUUCUUCUCUUCAGUCGGGAUAACAACAUCUUCAGCAGCAGCCAAAUUGGCAGGAAGCUCGGCUUUGAGACCGUCGAUGGUAGUAUCACUAUCCAGGAAAAGAAAUGCUCUCAGAGACUCUACUAAUGCACUUGGCUUGAGACGCUGGGUCCUAACGGGGCAGAAUAGUCUGGCAGCCUUGAAUGCUACCACUACAUCAUAAAGAUCGACUUUGAACUUUAUCAGAAACCACGUCAUUACCGGCUCAGCACAAGCCUUCGCACUCCGUUCAAGUGCUGUUACGUUCUGACAGGGGUCUUCCUCUGCAAUUGCAGUUGCAAUUGCAGUUGCAAUUGCACGGACGUUAGGGAAACAAGGAGCUUGACAGAAUUGGGAAACAGCGCUUAGUUUCUCAUAACAAGUAAAAACCAAAGGACCAUCCCCUUCCAAAAAAUACGUGGCUUUCACAAAAUGUUCGCCAACAUCAAUAAUAGCGGCAAGCUCAAGCUUCAAGUUCGUUGGUCGCUGUGGGCCAGAAAGUAUUGCUUGAAGUUGUGGCAGUAACUGUAGGCAAACUUUUGCGUCCUUUGCCUCUUCCGAACCUUGCGACAUCUCCAAACUGCACCAUCAACUGAUGAUACACCUCCCAUUUGGGCCACCAUCUAGUCUCGCUGUAUGAUCUUGGUGUUUGACCUGUUAAAUGCUUCCAUAACAGCUUGGCUUUACAACUAUGGCGAAACAUUCUAAUCCAAAGGCUUCCGAACUCUGCCAGUGAUGGGAUCACUAAAUGGUUUCCCACGUUAUUAAGUGUAUGAGAGAAGCACACGACAUUCGGCAUCUUAGGGAAUAUAAAUGCUAUUCUGUCCAGUGCUGCUUGGUUAACGCUUGCACCGUCUCUCAUGGCUGCGAGCAAGGAAUUUGCUCUGACCCCAUAAUCAACAGACAGUCACUGAUUAAGAACUUGUGUUAGUUCGUUGGCAUUAACUGACUUAGAGCAAACAUCAAUUCUCACAAGCCGUUGGAUAAUGUUCCAGUUAUUGUCCACUAAACGAACUGGAUUUUCAGAACACUUUUCUUGGAGGAAAUGAUUUCUCUACAUCCACAGCAAAACAGCUUUCUUUCUCUGACAAUCAAAUUCUCGCCUGGGAACUGCUUAACUCGCUCAUAUAACGGGACUUUCGUUAUAUCACUGUUUCCUCUCCGCUUGUAAUUUCCACUGGUUGAUUCUAAAGAUCGAUCUCGAGCUAUCGUUGAAGGGACUGGUAUAUGUUCCCCUUCAGAAUUUCCUUCUAUGAGCUGCAAGUAUCGAGAAGAUGGCGUGACGUCGGCCAGUGCCACGCCAUCUUGUUUGUACAUGCGCGUGAACGGCCUCUGAAAGUUAACCGCUGACCAGCUGCACUCAGUUCAUACAGUUAGAGGAAUCUUUUUUUUAAACACAAAAGCAAAUCAUCACAACGCUUUUGAAUUCUAAAAUUUAGCAUUUAAACUCUUUUGAGUGCUGAAAUCUAGAUAAAAGUUAUGCAAAAUGCUAAAUAAUUCUCGCAAUUCUUUUUACAGAAAGUGUGAAAAAAAUGCUCUUUGAACCACAUCAUGAAUGCCAAAAAAAAUGCUAGCAUAAUCGGGAAGGGCCUACUCUUGUCUAAUCCUGUCGGGAAAAAGACUAAAACAUCUUCCUCUAAGCAAGUGAUUCUUCAGAUGCAUUCCAUCUGCUUUUCCUUUUAGGAUAUGACAUCAGUAAAAGUUUGAAGAGAUGA